ACGCCAGGAUCCUCCGGCGUCGUUCCGGUGGUGGUCAUUUUUGCUGCCUGCGAAUGCGUCCGCCGGCUUGGCGUUUCCGGCUCGCUGGGUCCGGGCCAGGUAACUGGAGCCGGAAACUGGUGGAGGUGGUGUCCGCCUGCAGAGAAGCUUGCCUGGUCUCGGUCUGAGCGUCGCCCAGCGAUUUGCCACCGCACGCACGCCGGAUCCCGGGCUUUACCGCGCGCUUCUCCAGGCCCCGCCCCGUCCAAAGUCCCAUGGCUGCGGCAGCGCUAGUGAAUACGCCGCAGGGCCAUGUGACCUUUGAGGAUAUUGCUGUGUACUUCUCCCAGGAGGAGUGGGGCCUCCUUGAUGAAGCUCAGAGGUGCCUGUAUCAUGAUGUGAUGCUGGAGAACUUUUCGCUUAUGGCCUCAGUAGGUUGUUUGCAUGGAAUAGAGGCUGAGGAGGCCCCUUCUGAGCAGACUGUUUCUGCACAAGGAGCAUCACAGGCCAGGACUCCAAAGCUAGGUCCUUCCAUCCCAAAUGCUCAUUCUUGUGAGAUGUGUAUCCUGGUUAUGAAAGACAUUUUGUACCUCACUGAGCACCAGGGGACAAUUCCCUGGCAGAAACCUUACACUUCUGUGGCCAGUGGGAAAUGGUUUUCAUUUGGUUCUAACCUGCAACAGCACCAGAACCAGGACAGUGGAGAGAAACACAUCAGAAAGGAGGAGAGCAGUGCCUUGCUUCUGAGUAGCUGCAGAAUUCCUCUGUCAGACAAUCUUUUCCCAUGCAAAGAUGUUGAGAAGGAUUUUCCAACCAUCCUGGGCCUUCUCCAACACCAGACCACUCACAGCAGAGAAGAGUAUGCACAUAGAAGCAGGGAGACCUUUCAACAAAGACGUUACAAAUGUGAGCAAGUUUUCAAUGAGAAAGUUCAUGUUACUGAGCAUCAGAGAGUCCACACUGGAGAAAAAGCUUAUAAGCGUAGGGAAUAUGGGAAAUCCUUGAACUCUAAAUACUCAUUUGUUGAACACCAGAGAACCCAUAAUGCAGAAAAGCCUUAUGUGUGCAAUAUAUGUGGGAAAUCAUUCCUCCAUAAACAAACACUCGUUGGGCACCAGCAGAGAAUUCACACUAGAGAAAGGUCUUAUGUGUGCAUCGAAUGUGGGAAAUCCUUGAGCUCCAAAUACUCACUUGUGGAACACCAGAGAACCCAUAAUGGAGAAAAGCCUUAUGUGUGCAAUGUAUGUGGGAAAUCAUUUCGCCACAAACAAACAUUUGUUGGACAUCAGCAGAGAAUCCACACUGGAGAGAGGCCUUAUGUAUGUAUUGAAUGUGGGAAAUCUUUUAUUCAUUCCUAUGACCGCAUUCGACACCAGAGAGUUCACACUGGAGAAAGGGCUUAUCAGUGCAGUGAAUGUGGGAAAUCCUUCAUAUACAAACAGUCACUUAUUGAUCACCAGAGAAUCCACACGGGAGAAAGACCUUAUGAGUGCAAAGAAUGUGGGAAAGCCUUCAUUCACAAAAAAAGACUUCUUGAGCACCAGAGAAUUCAUACUGGAGAAAAGCCUUAUGCGUGCAUCAUAUGCGGGAAAUCAUUUAUCCGCUCAUCUGACUACAUGCGACACCAGAGAAUUCACACUGGAGAAAGGGCUUAUGAAUGCAGUGACUGUGGGAAAGCCUUCAUUUCCAAACAAACACUUCUUAAGCAUCACAAAAUCCACACUAGAGAAAGGCCUUAUGAAUGCAGCGAAUGUGGAAAAGGCUUUGACCUUGAGGUUAAACUUCUUCAGCACCAAAGAAUCCAUACUAGAGAACAACUUUGUGAGUGCAAUGAAUGUGGAAAAGUCUUCAGCCACCAAAAAAGACUUCUUGAGCACCAGAAAGUUCACACUGGCGAAAAGCCCUGUGAGUGCAAUGAAUGUGGGAAAUGCUUUAGACAUCGCACCAGCCUCAUUCAACACCAGAAAGUUCACAGUAGAGAGAGGCCUUAUAACUGCACUGCAUGUGAGAAGGCCUUUAUCUAUAAAAACAAACUUGUUGAGCAUCAGCGAAUCCACACUGGAGAAAAGCCAUAUGAAUGUGGUAAAUGUGGGAAAGCCUUCAACAAAAGAUAUUCCCUUGUCAGGCACCAGAAAGUACAUAUAACAGAAGAGCCCUAGCAAUUGUUGGGAUGUGUCAUUGUCUUAUUCACUGUAAGACACCAGAGAGCUGCUUUUUCAAGGGAUCCAACAGACAGAAAUUCAACCUAAUACAUCUGCAUAUCAGUAGUUGAAAGAUUCACUACAAGGUCCAAGUACUUGGGAAACUUUCCAGAGAUUACUUGUACUUUCUAAUCUGCCCAGUGUUACAACAGACACUACCAUGUGGCAUAUCCUCAGUUUUCAUGUCACUCACAUGUGCUCAAGGAAUGCAGACCACUGUGCUCACCAAAUUCUGAAGGGAAGAAUAUAAUAAAAGCCUAUUGAGGGUCCUCUUCCAUCUUGCUGAACUGUUCAAGGCAUAGACAAAACCCAACUUUGACCAAGAAGAGCAAUCUGGAUUCUUGUAGCCCAUGGAGGUUUACCUUCUUCAUAGGUAUUUUUUUAUGCGAUUGCCAUAGUGGGAUAGUCCCUCCCCCCACCCAAGAGGGAAAUGGGCUGUCUUACCAUAUGCUGAUGUAUGUGUUCUGCCAAUGUGAAGGGUGAACAGCUCCAACUUUAUGUCCCCUCCAGGGACAUAUUAUGAGAUCAGAAAAUAGUUCUUAGUCCUGUUUGUCUUAAUUUUUAUUGGUUUCCAAGGUCUCCUAGGAAAUAGAGCAGAGCUGUGUGGUCCUAAUCAUGGUGUUGAUGCCAGAUUUAUUUGUAGGUCCAGAGGUCUCCCUGAGAAGAGGCAUUUGUGACAAACUCAAGUGCUAAGAUCUGCAUGAAUUGUUUAUUUGCAGUGAUGCUCCAUAUUUCCUAGCACUGUUCAUGGCAUCUUAUUUCCCAGGUCCUUCAUUGUAGCCAUGGGCACAGGACUGAAUUGGUAGGCAGGUCACUGGUUGUAAGACCUACUGGGGCCAGGUAAGAACAGUAAUUGGCCCAGACAGGUAGGUGUGAUAAACAGAGUGGAAAAGAUUGUAGCCAAGAAGAGUGAAUGUGUCCCAUCCAAAGGUGCAUCCAGAUAUGUCUGUGUUAUUAUGGCUUCAUGAUUUGGGGGUAUAUAUAAAUUCUCAGGACCUCAGACCUUUGAUUCUCCUUUGGCAACACACAUCAUCAGCAUAAGGCAUCUAAAGAUUUUGUGGACUCUCAUAACUUAUGUACUGUGAUUCACCCAGAUCUGUUGUGCCAGUUAGGAAUUAUCUUUAUUACUUCCCGUUUAUUGCCACUGCUGAGAAGGCUGUCCUUCCUAACUUGUGAGGAGGUGAAUCCUUAAUAAGUAAAUCUUGUGUUA
Molecule: messenger RNA, 3390 nt
Organism: Nomascus leucogenys (northern white-cheeked gibbon)
Lineage: Eukaryota; Metazoa; Chordata; Mammalia; Primates; Hylobatidae
Gene: ZNF549
Product: zinc finger protein 549
Biological process (GO): regulation of DNA-templated transcription
Source: RefSeq, a predicted model, not a curated record